Messenger RNA from Gastrolobium bilobum, 2349 nucleotides. Its product is annotated as subtilisin-like protease SBT1.8. The transcript has 2 exons. Gene Ontology annotation, biological process: proteolysis. The coding region runs from base 1 to 2349 and encodes 782 amino acids. The record is from RefSeq and is a predicted model, not a curated record. Gene Ontology annotation, molecular function: serine-type endopeptidase activity. Lineage: Eukaryota; Viridiplantae; Streptophyta; Magnoliopsida; Fabales; Fabaceae.
AUGGGUUCUUCCAUUCCCACCUUCUUCUUCUUCUUCUUCUUCUUCUGCUUCCUUCUCUUCCUAUCAUCGUCAUCAUCAUCAAUAUCCAAUGCUGCAACCAAGAAGACAUACAUAGUUCACAUGAAGCACCAUGAAAAGCCUUCCAUGUACACCACCCACCAUGACUGGUACUCAGCCAGUCUUCAAUCACUGUCAACUUUCACUUCCACAGAUUCCGAUCCCCUCUUAUAUUCCUACACCGACGCAUACAGCGGUUUCGCCGCAUCCCUUGACACUCACCAAGCCCAGGAACUGUUAAGAUCUGAUGCGGUUCUUGGCCUCUACGAGGACACAGUGUACCAACUUCACACCACACGCACACCACAGUUUCUGGGUCUCGAAAUCCAAACAGGGUUAUGGGAAGGCCAUCGUACACAGGAACUGGACCAAGCGUCCCACGAUGUUAUCAUAGGGGUGUUAGACACCGGAAUAUGGCCCGAAUCUCAGAGCUUCGUCGACGCCGGAAUGCCGGAGAUACCAGCGCGGUGGCGCGGCGAGUGUGAGAAGGGCCCUGAUUUUUCACCUUCUCUCUGCAACAAAAAGCUCAUCGGCGCACGAAGCUUCUCCAGGGGGUUCCACAUGGCGGCGGGGAGCGGCGCCGAGAAAGAGCCUAUGUCACCUCGCGAUAGGGACGGUCACGGGACCCACACCGCGAGCACCGCCGCUGGGUCCCACGUGGCAAAUGCUAGCCUCCUCGGCUACGCCAGCGGAACCGCCAGAGGCAUGGCGCCGCAGGCGCGUGUCGCUGGUUACAAGGUUUGCUGGUCCGACGGUUGCUUCGCCUCCGACAUUCUCGCCGGGAUGGACCGCGCGAUCCAGGACGGCGUCGACGUGUUAUCCCUCUCCCUCGGCGGCGGCUCCGCCCCUUAUUUCCGCGACACCAUCGCAAUCGGAGCAUUCGCGGCGGUGGAGCGAGGGAUCUUUGUUUCCUGCUCCGCCGGGAAUAGCGGGCCUAGUAAGGCGUCACUUGCGAAUGUAGCGCCGUGGAUUAUGACCGUUGGGGCUGGGACCCUGGACCGGGAUUUCCCGGCUUUCGCAUUGUUAGGAAACAAGAAACGGUUCGCUGGGGUUUCGCUUUACAGUGGGAAGGGAAUGGGGAGUGAACCGGUGGGUUUGGUUUAUAACAAAGGGUCGAGCUCGAACUCGAACUCGAACUCGAACUCGAACCAAUCGGCUAGCAUUUGUAUUCCCGGUUCGCUUGACCCGGCCGUGGUUCGUGGGAAGAUAGUUAUUUGCGACAGGGGGCUUAAUGCGCGCGUGGAGAAAGGUAAGGUCGUGUUGGAUGCAGGUGGGGUUGGGAUGAUACUGGCGAACACGGCGGCGAACGGCGAGGAGUUGGUGGCGGAUAGUCACUUGCUACCGGCUGUAGCGGUUGGGAGAAUCGUGGGUGAUCAGAUCAGGGAGUAUGCGGGUUCAGAUCGUAAUCCAACGGCAAUGCUGAGUUUCGGUGGGACCGUUUUGAACGUUAGACCAUCCCCUGUGGUGGCAGCGUUCAGUUCGAGAGGGCCCAAUACGGUGACUAGGCAGAUACUAAAACCGGAUGUUAUUGGGCCUGGUGUUAACAUCUUAGCCGGAUGGUCAGAAUCUAUUGGGCCUUCUGGGUUAUCUCAGGACACUCGUAAAACACAAUUCAACAUUAUGUCAGGUACGUCGAUGUCUUGUCCACAUAUAAGUGGGUUGGGUGCAUUGUUGAAAGCAGCUCAUCCAGAUUGGAGCCCAAGCGCAAUAAAAUCUGCACUCAUGACAACAGCAUAUACCCAUGACAACACCAAGUCACCACUCCAUGAUGCAUCAGGAGAAGCCUUUUCAACUCCAUGGGCUCACGGUGCGGGCCAUGUUAACCCACAGAAAGCAUUCUCUCCGGGCCUUGUCUAUGAUGCUUCAGCCAGUGAUUACAUUGCGUUCUUGUGCUCCUUGGACUACACACCUGAGCACAUACAACUUGUUGUUAAGCAACCUGGUGUCAAUUGUACCAUGAAAUAUUCUGAUCCUGGCCAAUUGAAUUACCCAUCAUUCUCGGUCUUGUUUGGAGGCAAAAGGGUUGUGAGAUACACGCGCACCCUGACAAACGUUGGUGAUGCUGGAUCUGUCUAUCAUGUGGCCGUUGACGGGCCAUCAACGGUGGGGAUAACGGUGAAUCCCACCAGGCUUGUGUUUGGAAAAGUAGGGGAAAAACGAAGGUACACUGCGACCUUUGUGUCCAAGAAGGGUGCUGAUGCUUCGGUUAGGUCUGGAUUUGGGAGCAUUAUGUGGAGCAAUGCACAGCACCAAGUUAGGAGCCCAGUUGCUUUUGCUUGGACAGAGUUGUGA